Molecule: messenger RNA, 414 nt
Organism: Callorhinus ursinus (northern fur seal)
Lineage: Eukaryota; Metazoa; Chordata; Mammalia; Carnivora; Otariidae
Gene: CST11
Product: cystatin 11
Biological process (GO): defense response to Gram-negative bacterium
Cellular component (GO): nucleus; sperm head; cytoplasm
Molecular function (GO): cysteine-type endopeptidase inhibitor activity
Source: RefSeq, a predicted model, not a curated record
AUGGCCAGACUCUGGCAGGCCCCGCGACUUCUGCUGGUCAUCCUGGUAGCCCUGAUGGCCCUCACCUACCAAGAAAAAAGGAAAACCUUUCUGAGUGUCAGAAAAGUUCCUGCAUCAGAGCCCUAUGUGAUAGCCACCAUGCAAUAUGUGAUCAAUGACUUCAACAAGAAGAGUAACGACAAGUACAAUUUCCGGAUUGUGCGUGUCCUGAAGGUCGAGCAGCAGAUUACUGACCACAUGGAGUAUCGUGUGAACAUGGAAAUGCGGCGGACCACCUGUCAAAAGCUCGAGACUACUAACUGCUCCUUUCAGGAAGGGGAGCUUUACAAGCAAAUUGAGUGCUUCUACUCAGUGUUUGUUGUUCCUUGGUUUGAAAAGUACAAAAUUCUGAAAAAAAACUGCACCGAUGUCUAG